This is a messenger RNA of Aspergillus welwitschiae, 877 nucleotides long. Its product is annotated as bifunctional phosphatidyl-N-methylethanolamine N-methyltransferase/phosphatidyl-N-dimethylethanolamine N-methyltransferase. The record is from RefSeq and is a predicted model, not a curated record. Lineage: Eukaryota; Fungi; Ascomycota; Eurotiomycetes; Eurotiales; Aspergillaceae. Gene Ontology annotation, molecular function: S-adenosylmethionine-dependent methyltransferase activity. Bases 146 to 682 code for a protein of 178 amino acids. The transcript has 4 exons. Gene Ontology annotation, biological process: phosphatidylcholine biosynthetic process.
GCUGCUGCUUCUUGUUGUCUUCUUCUACUCUCCCUUCAUUUUCCUUUCCCUCUUCAUUUUCUCUUUUCUCUCUUCCCCCCCACAAUUCCGUGUCCCCUUCCUCUUCCCUUAUACUCAUCUCUCAUCUUCCCUAUUUCCCUUCCUCAUGGCUUCCCUGUCCGACUUUGUCGACUUCUCCCAGCCGUCCCUCCAAUGGGCCGCGCUGUCAAUCGCCUUUAACCCUAUCUUCUGGAACAUUGUCGCCCGUGCUGAGUAUCGGAGUCACUUCUUGACUCGUAUAUUCGGUAACGCCUACUACGGCUGCUACUUCCUCGCUGUCACCAUCUUCAGUCUGGGAAUUUUGCGAGACCAUGUCUACCAAGUGGCCCUGGAAGACCAACCUUAUUAUGCCCCUGUGCACCAACCCGUCCUCGGCGGCCUUCUCUUCGCCUUCGGCUCCGUCCUCGUCCUGUCCAGCAUGUAUGCCCUCGGUGUCACCGGCACCUACCUUGGCGACUACUUCGGUAUCCUGAUGGAUGCGCCUGUCACCGGCUUCCCCUUCAACGUUACUGGUUCCCCCAUGUACUGGGGCAGUACUCUGAACUUCUUGGGCGUUGCUCUCUACAAGGGCAAGGUGGCGGGUGUCUUCCUGACGGCCGAGGUCUUCAUCCUGUACUGGUUCGCUCUCCAGUGGGAGGAGUAAGUAUCCCAUCUAUCUUUCUUAUAUGGCCCACUAUGCACCAUGGACUUGCCUUUACUCGUCUUUUUUGCAACCAAAGCCCAUAUGCACAUGUGUCUCAAGCCCCAACGCAAAAUGAGAAUUUAUCCCCCCCAUGCACGGAAAUGGUAGAAACCCACUGACCCGGGCCUGGUAGUCCCUUUACGGCGGAAAUCUACG